Messenger RNA from Lasiosphaeria miniovina, 246 nucleotides. RefSeq names its product Tim10/DDP family zinc finger-domain-containing protein. Lineage: Eukaryota; Fungi; Ascomycota; Sordariomycetes; Sordariales; Lasiosphaeriaceae. The transcript is spliced from 2 exons. The annotation marks the transcript as partial. The record is from RefSeq and is a predicted model, not a curated record.
AUGGAUUCGGACUCGGUAAAAAAGGCCGUCAUCCGGCAGAUCCUGACGGAGUCGGACAUGGCCAACGCGCGGCAGCUCAUCGACAAAAUCGACCAAAACUGCUUCGAGAAGUGCGUGCCGAAACCGGGCAGCUCGCUGUCGAGCGGCGAGAAGACGUGCGUCACGCAAUGCAUGGACAAGUACAUGGCGGCCUGGAACGCCGUCAACGCGACAUAUAUGAAGAAGCUGCAAGAAGCGGUCGGCCAC